AUGGCUGUGAACUCUGAGGGCAGACUGAAGACUCCCACAGACAACACCUCUCACUCUACCUUAGUGACCAUAACACCUUCUUCCAUCUCUCCUUCUUUCCCCCUCCCCCCUCCCUCCGUAGCCGAGCAGAGGUUAAGGCUGUCAGCUGAUGAGAGGAGGGAGUACUAUGACGAACAGAGGAACGAGUUUGAGAACUAUGUGGAAGAGGAGCGCGAUGAGCAGGAUGAGAGGACACGGGAGAAGACAGAGCAGUGGCGUGAGUUCCACUAUGAUGGACUCUACCCCCGUUAUCCCCGCGGUUGGUGAGCAUGCUCCAUAGGCCAAGGAGAUC
Messenger RNA from Oncorhynchus tshawytscha (Chinook salmon), 331 nucleotides. Its product is annotated as unique cartilage matrix-associated protein-like. Lineage: Eukaryota; Metazoa; Chordata; Actinopteri; Salmoniformes; Salmonidae. Gene Ontology annotation, cellular component: extracellular matrix. The transcript is spliced from 3 exons. Gene Ontology annotation, biological process: regulation of osteoblast differentiation; embryonic skeletal system development. Bases 1 to 306 code for a protein of 101 amino acids. The record is from RefSeq and is a predicted model, not a curated record.